UUCAUGAUAGGUCACUAGAUCCAAAUAAUUUUAAAGCACUGUUUAUUGUCAAUAUACGUCAUCUCACCAGUCAGCAAAGAGAGGCUUUUCAAACCCAUUUUAAUGCAAGAGAUCUUGGUGCUUUGAAAGACUCAGACACUUUAAUGGCCAUUUUAGAAGUAAAGAAGGUUGUCAUGAUAACAGCUCAAAUACUUGUCAAUGCGUUGGAGAAGAAAGACGUCGACUUAUCCUAUUUUGACUUUUUGAUUUUUGAUGAAUGCCACCACACAACACUCAACCAUCCAUAUAACACUAUAAUGCGUAAUUAUCUAUUGAAAAAGAAAGAAGGAACCAGCCGGCUGCCUUUCAUUCUCGGACUGAGUGCUUCCCUUGGUGUUGGGUCAGACGGUGAUGCUGCCAAACACAUCAUUACACUGUGCGCCAACAUGGAUGCAACAUGUGUUUCACACGUCCGUGAAAAUCUAGAAGAUCUGGAACAGCAUGUGCACACUCCAGAGAGUGACAAGAUAUGUAGAGUGAAUCCUCGUCCAAAAGACGACCCAUUCAGAAAAAUCAUUGAGGAGAUUAUGCUAGAUCAGGAAUGCACGCAUGUUGGGGAAGCCCCACAUGAUAAAGGAAGUCAGGAAUAUGAAAACUGGAUUAUUCAGUGUAGGAUGACUGCAGAAAAAACCCACAAUCAUACAGAAACUGUUAUAUGCAGGUAUCUGCAGGCUUUCAAUGAUGCACUUAUGCUCUAUGAAAAUCUUAGAGCAAUUGAUGCCCUCGAAUGUAUAGAUAACCAUUUUGAUGAUCGUUCUAUCGCUGUUGAUUUCAUUAAAGCUGAGGAAUAUCUAAGAAGUGAAUAUGAGCUCAAUCAUCAGCAAAAAUUAAUGAAAAUUACUAAAAAGGAAACUACUAAUGAUUGCCCGAAGCUAAAGAAGCUGGUGGAACUUUUGAAAUCUAUUUUUGGAAGAAAUAAGUCAUCUAAAGGAAUAAUUCUAUGUCGUACACGGAAAAUUGCAAAGGGUCUGAAGUUGUUUUUGGAGCAAGAAUCAUCUCUCGUUUCUGAGUGCAUUAAAUGUGAUUGUUUAGUUGGACAAGGCAAAGCCGAUAUGAAAGACACUAUGACGGAAGAACAACAGGCCAAAGUUCUCAAACGCUUCAAAGAUGGAAAAAUCAACAUCCUGGUAGCAACAGACAUUGCACAGGAGGGUCUGGACAUGCCAGCUUGUAAUGUGGUUAUUCGAUUUAACUUUGUAAGCAAUGAAAUUGGUACAGUGCAGUCCAGAGGGCGUGCUCGAGCUUCAGGAGAAUGCUUUCUAAUUGUUGAAAGGGGUUCACGAAAUGAGAAACAUGAAGAAUCAAACAGGGAAAAAGUUCAAAGAAUGAAUGAAGCUUUGUUGAAUGUUGAUCAUAAAUCAGAAGAAGAGUUUAAAGAAGAAGUGCUUAAACGACAGAAUGAACUGAUAGAGAAAUAUGAACAAGAGCUGUUAAAAAAUAAAGAAACCCAGCUGUUGGACAGAGCUGCCGAUGUCCAGGUGCUUUGUAAGGAAUGCUCUGUAUUCUUGUGCCUUGCUUCUGAUUUAUGUGAACGUGGUUGUCACAUUACCUGUGACAAUCUAGAAUUCAGAAAGAAAAUCAGAGAGUUCAAGAAGAAAAAUUGUGAUGAAUAUAGAGAUACAAUUAACAUGGGAACAAUUAAAUGUGCUGAAAGCAAUUGUGGACAGCCACUUGGUAUUCUUGUUCUAUUUAAAGGCAGUACAGACCACAAAGGAUACGGACUGAAGGCACAAAGCCUUAAAUUUAUGAAUCCAAAGAAACUUGUUAAUCAGACAUGGACAAUCAAGAAGUGGAAGAAGAGAACAUUUGAAAUUAAACAAUUAUAAUUAGCCUAAACAUAAACAUCCAAUAACACAUCGAAACACACGCACAUUUACCCACACAUCCAACAACAAACAAACCCACCAGAAAACACAUCCAACUACAAACACAUCAAACAAAGAAAACACAUCCAAUAACAAACACAUCCAACAACAAACACAUCCAACAA
Messenger RNA from Anneissia japonica, 2029 nucleotides. RefSeq names its product interferon-induced helicase C domain-containing protein 1-like. Gene Ontology annotation, molecular function: ATP binding; DNA binding; hydrolase activity. The record is from RefSeq and is a predicted model, not a curated record. The coding region runs from base 144 to 1865 and encodes 573 amino acids. The transcript has 6 exons. Gene Ontology annotation, cellular component: cytoplasm. NCBI's taxonomy places the organism in Eukaryota, Metazoa, Echinodermata, Crinoidea, Comatulida, Comatulidae.